CGAAUUUAGAAUUUAUAUCUCUGACCUUGAGGUUGCCUACUAAGUGCGGUUAUUCUAAAGCGUAGCGUCACUAGAAUAAAAUGACCGUCGGUGAGAUAAAAGGGAAAUCUAAAGUUGAGGAUAGGUCUGAAAAGAAAAACCAAAAGCCAGUCGAAAAGAUAGACAUUACACUUUUGGAGGAAGAUGACGACUUCGAAGAGUUUCCAGCUCAUGCUUGCGUAGAAGGCCACCCUAACGAGGAAGCUACUGUUUGGGAAGACAACUGGGAUGAUGAUAUUGUGGAUGACGAGUUUACUCACCAUUUAAGAGCUGAGUUCCAAAAACAGGGAAAAGCCUUCGUUGUACCUGAAAUCUCUGCGAAUUUGGAUUAAAAACUUCAGAAAAUAUGAUAUAAUGAAAUAAAGUUUUCUUAAUCGUCUACGUUGUUUUGGUUUGCUCGUUUGCUUUCGAUUUGGAUGAGUUUUUACUAAAUUAUAUAUUGCUGCGACUUUUCAGAUAUGCAACCCAUAAACAAUAUUGUUAGUGAACACAUAUCUACCGGUUCCUCAUGUUAUAAACUUGAUCCUUUGCCAGAAUUUCAUUCCAAAGAAAUAUCAAUAAAACGUAGUCCAGAUCCAUAUCCAAACGAAUUCUGCAGUCUCAAUCCACAACACGAUGAUGACUUAUACAAAUCUGUACGUUCUCUGGAUGAACUUGAGGAAAAUUCUAUUCAUUCUCCUGAAGAAACUUUACUCCUUACAAAUGUCAACGGCUUUUGGAAACAAGAAAAUAUCAAGUGGUCAUCAAAUAGUCCCAAAUUUUCACCUCCAACGAGUCCAUCGUUUUCCUACCAAUCUAUUUCUUCAGAUUGUCUUAGCGACGAACCUGAACACAAACCUCAACCUUUCCUACGUUCUCAUCAUGACAGCAGCUCUGAAGAAGUAAGCAGAGAUGACGAAGUGAAAGAAGAUAUAAAGUCUGUCAGACCCACUUUUAUGCGGCAUAUGCAGUUUCCCACUAAAAUUCGCAGUCAGUGGAAGCAAAAUUUCAACAAAUCUCACAUUGUCAGAAGCAGUCUAACUUCUACAGCACGUAAGAAAGCCUUACUGGCUAAGGCAGUCAGUCGCAAGAUGAUGUAUUCACAGUUAUCUAAAUCCACCUCUGUCCAACGAAAUCAAGAACCUUGGCAAGUUGGAGAGCUGGUUUGGGCUCGUCCUAAUUGGCCCGAAAACUUGCCUUGGUGGCCAGCCAUAGUAACUGAAAAACCGAAAAAGUACCAAGCCAAGGGCUUUGGUUUGAAGUCUACAAAUGAUUUUAAUGAUGAAACAGUGCCCACAUUUCGAGUUUGCCUCUUGGGUAUUAUUCGACCGUUGUCUUUCCUAACACUCCCACAAACUCGUUUACGAUUAUUUUCUGGUCGAGAAGAAUUCGAAUCGUUUCUCCGUCAAACUGUUUUAGAAGCAAAAGAUAAGGUUCGGGCAUUACGUCAAUUUACUGUUCACCCAAGUUUACAAUCAGCUUGGCAUCGUGCUAGAGAGGCUGCAGUGGCAGCUAAAUUGACUAAACCAGCGCCAACUGACCGAUUAGCACUGUUUCCAUGGGCAACCGAGCCUUCAUUUCGUAAACUGGAUCCACUUUCAGAAUUUGUUAGAAAAAAUACUGGAAAGUUCACCUUAUACUCUAAAUCACGUAAACGUCCAUACCGAGAUGAGACCAGUGAAGGUGGGUCAUUUUUGUCGUCAUUAUCAGAUGAUUCAGCCACCUCUGUAGCAUCUGACAGUGAUAUAGAUUCUAAAGGAAAACAUCAUCGUCCCAGUUCGUAUAUUUCUUCUUCUACAUCAACUAGUUCCAUCGGUCAUAGAAAACGGUUGAAAUUAUCAAAUGAUAAUUCAAAGAAUGAAAAAACUGGUCAACGUUGGAUAGAUUUAGCGAAUAGUUUUGAAUUUGAAAAAUUGCGUUUUGGUCAUACAACACCAAAACAUCAUUUUAUGUGUAGUGUUUGUGGUGAGUUCAAUAAUAACACCUCAGUAACAAUCAACAGUCACUCAACAGUAAACACUGCACAACCAAUUUUAUCCGAUGUAGCACAUACAACACAGUUAGAUUCACAGAGAAAUUGUAAUCAAGUAUCACAACAACAUCUUGAUAAAUUAGAUAGUGUAAUUAUGCCAUGUGUUGGUUAUUGUGGAAAUUAUUUACAUUUGAAUUGUGCUCCAUAUAUAUUUUAUAGAAGUAUUAAACAAAAAAUCCCCGAUCAUAAUGGUACGGACGAUAGUAAUCAUCAAGUAAUAACAACAAUGAGUAAUAAUAUAAAAGAUAUUAAAUGUUCAAUGACAAAAGAUCUAACAGUAACAUCUGUAAUAAAUAAUGAUUCACUACAACCUAACCCAGUUUGUAAUCUCUGUUUAGCUGGAUUAAGACAGUGUUUUAUUUGUUAUCUUACCCAUCCAGAUCCUCAUCUAUUAACACUUCAAGGAUCCAGUUGUUCAGAAACUCCUUCUGUGGAUCAUGCAAUUUCAGAUUCAUCUGUUGUUGAUAAAAAUAUCUCCGAAGUAAAUAUAAAAAUUGAAGAUGGUGUUACUGAUAAUAAUUCACAUCAAAAAGAUAUCCAAUUAAUAUCAGAGCCAAGUAAAUCUGAUUUACCUCGAAGUGGUGAUCAAAUGAUACGCUGUUCAGUACGAGCUUGUCGACGAUGGUAUCACCCUAGUUGUCUUCGUAAACCACCUUUUGCUGUUGUAGUCCGAGAAGGACGUUCUGGUUCAUUCACUUGUCCUGCACAUACUUGCUUAGCUUGUUCAGCUGAAACACCUGGCACUAUGCCACGACCUUCUCCUCAUUUCAUUCGUUGUGUUAUGUGUCCUGCUGCUUAUCAUCCAGGAGACUGGUGUUUACCAGCUGGCAGUAAAGAAAUUGCUCCUAAUUUAAUAAUCUGUCCACGGCAUGCGUUGCAAGAUGAAUGCAAAUUGUAUACUUCACCCCCGAAUAUCCAACUUAAAUUACCAUCAUCAGGGCUGUUGAAUAUGUUUCGACCAACUAACGUAUCCUGGUGUUUUAUCUGUUCUAAAGGUGGACGUAUUAUUUGUUGUGAAAAUUGUCCAGCUUCAUUUCAUGAGGAAUGUCUUAAAAUUGACGAGGUCCCUGAUAAAUUUAUUUGUGAAGACUGUACAAACGGACGCAUGUUACGUUACGGCGAGAUUGUAUGGGCUCGUCUACCACCAAGUUUGCAGCUCUACCAUCAGCGCUCUUUAAAAUUGUCUGGUGUAUAUAAUUCACAUCGUCUAUCUCCGUUUAAUUUAUCAGGAACAAUCCGUCCUAAUGAUUAUGCGUCACUUACUGCUGGUAUGUAUUGGUGGCCAGGAGAAUUAGUACAUCCAAGACAUUUACAAACAAGUCAAUGUCAUGUACAAUCUGAAAAUAAAGCUGUUACAAUUAAUUUUCAACCAACAACUAGCCCAACAUCACAUUCAUUUAACCAUAUACUUGGUUCAGUGCUUGUUCGAUUAUUUGGUUUAACUGGUCGCCUGUCUCAUCGACAUUCACGUCCUGUUUAUUUAUGGACCACACGUGCUAGAUUAUUUCCAUAUGAAGAAGGUGAUGAUAAACGUGGAUCUCACAGUACUAGCUCCGAUGAUGAUGACUCUACAGAACCAGAAAGAGAAGGGGAUGUUACUCAGAAAAAAUACCACACAAAACAGCGUCCCAAUCGUAACCGUCGUCAUAAUGACUGUGACGAUGAUGACGGAGAAGAUGAAGAUCCUUUGUUGGAAUUAAAUUCAAGCAAUUUACUUAUUGAAGAAAACAAUAAUAAUAAUAACAGUAGUAAAAGUAUUAAUACAAGUUGUAAUGAAAACAGUAAUCCAAUGGAAUCUCCCACUGGAUCAAUUUACAAGUCAUCCAGUCGGUUAUCUCGUAAUUUAUGCUUAAGACCACGUGCAAAUAACUGUUUAAAUGAUGAAAAUUCUGUCAAUUCAACAUCAAAUCCACGUACACCACCGUCUGUAGUUAGACGAAAAAAAUUUAUAUACAAUGCUGCAUUAAAGCAAGCUGCUCGUGGUUAUCUUAAAAGACAUGAAAAAUUCUCUGAACUUCUGGGUAGAACACGACGUCCAGAUUAUUAUAAACCAAUAAAGGUAAAUUGGCCACUUGGCUCUGUUCGAGUUUAUCGUCUUACAGAUUCAAGUGAAGCUCCUCGUUGUGAGUGUAAACCAAAUUCAGAAGACCCUUGUGGACCAUCUAGUAACUGUAUUAAUCGUGAAUUGCACUAUGAAUGUUUACCUAGUAUAUGCCCAAAUGGUGAUGCUUGUCGUAAUCAACGUUUUACAAAACGUCUUUAUCCUCCUCAACGACCUUUCUGGACUGGUGAUCAACGAGGUUGGGGAUUAAAGACUAUGAUAGCGAUUCGUGCCGGUGAAUUUGUCAAUGAAUAUAUUGGUGAUUUAAUUGAUGAAGAUGAAGCUAAUCGGCGUUUAAGAUUUGCUCAUGAAAAUAAUAUUACUAAUUAUUAUAUGAUGAAAUUAGAUAGUCAACGUAUUAUUGAUGCUGGACCGAAAGGUAAUUUAAGCCGUUUUAUGAAUCAUUCAUGUGAUCCAAAUCUGAAUACACAAAAAUGGACUGUUAAUGGAGAUAAUAGAAUUGGUUUAUUUGCUGUCAGAGAUAUAUCUGCUGGUGAAGAGUUAACAUUCAACUAUAAUUUUGUUGCAUUGGGUCAAGAACGUUUGAAUUGUCGAUGUGGUGCGUCAAAUUGUGUUGGUUUUCUUGGUGCACGUUCAGAAUCAUCGAGUAAUAAUAAUGGUAGUGGACAAGUUGGCGGUAACUCAUCUUCUAAUUUUGGUGAAUUAAAUAAUCCAUCAAAUGCUUUAAUUAACACAGAUAUUAGCCGUGGAUCAUCUAAACGUCAUACCGUUCAAACAAAUCCACGCUCCAACGAUAUUGAUAAGUGUCAUAUGAAAGAUGGACGUGAUAUAUGUUCUAGUAAAGUUUCUAAUCAUAAUCUAUCUACUACUCCACUGAUGAACAAUAACAAAAACGGUUCGACCAAUGUGAAUAGUCCCUUGAAUAUGAAUAGACGUCACGAAACUAAAUGUUUCCGAUGUGGUGAAAAAGACGCUCCUAUUGGAAAGCGAUCACUAUCAUUAUUCAGUGAAACAUUGAGUCUAACGAAUUCUUCACAUACUAAUACUACUAUUGUACCAUCAUCUUCAUUGUCAUCGAAUAAAUCUCUAAGUAAACGUGGACUAAAGCGUGAACUAGAAGAUUUAGUUGCAUCAGUUGUGAAUCAUUCACCAAGCAAAAGUCAACAUGGACUCAGUUCGCCUACACUAAUCAGUCGAAACGAAACACAAUCAUCGGUUUUUAUUAGUACUACUAAUGCUACGGCCACUGAAGAUCAAACAUCGUACAAGUCACAUGAUCUUAUUUUAUGCAGUAAACACGAUUGUUCUAAAGCUUAUCAUUUAUUCUGCCUGGAUUUAGAUACACCACCUCAAGGUCAGUGGUUUUGUCCCUGGCAUCAUUGUGAUGCAUGUGGUCGUCCCUCUCAUAUUUUCUGUUCCAUAUGUCCAUCUUCAUUUUGUCUGGCCCAUGUUGAAGGUAGUAUUGUUGUUCUGCCUCCAGUUCUACCAAAACGCAAUCGUAAACUAUCUAACAAUCGACCUGAAAAUAAUGUUGUUGACCCUAUAGAAAAUAGGAAACUCUACUCUCUUCUUGCUCGAAUCGUUUGUAUGUUUCACCAUGACCUGAUAAACAAUGUCCACGAUCGACCUGUAGUAAAGAAAAAGAAGCUUAAUCCAUUAGUGUCAUCGUCGAGUAAAUCUGAUAAGUGUGAGAAAAAUGUUUGUACUGAAAUACUACAAGAAGAUCAUUUGGAUGGUAGUAAUAGUUACUCUUCAGGAUUGAUGAUGACAAGACGUCAAAGCCUUUUGCGUCAGUCAACAAUAUCCCAAGCUGAACAUUGCGAUGAUAUUAGUACGCCUAAUAACAACGACAGUAAUAAUUCGACUAGUUCGUGUGGUUUAGAAACAACAAAACAAAAUGACUGUCUUUCAAGUUGUGUAAGCACAACACCAAAUCGUACUAUUGAGACCAACUAGAGGUUGGUAGAUUAAUUUCAUUUUAAUGUCUUUUUGUAUAUGUAUAACUGUAUUACUUAUUUUUUUAAUCCAAAUAAUAAAGCUUGUUGUUUAUAAUUUCCUGAUUUGAAAAGCAUAUUGUGACGGUAGAAAUUAAAAUCAGACUCAAUAUAAUUCAAUGAUGGCAACUUUUUUGUUUUAUUCUAGGAUUUAAUACCGAUUGGAUGGUUUUUUCAUUAUUUUUAACUGUCUACAAGCUUAUUAAUUUCACAGAACUAUUGAAUUUAUCAGCAAGUUUCGAUUCACAGAUGCGAAUAUUGUCUAAUUAACAGAUUAUUUUUAUUCAAGCUAAGAUAUUGCCCUUAUAUGGGCUAGUUAUUGAAUGAGAAUUGCUAUUUUCACCUACAUUGAUCAUAAAUUAAUGUCUGUUGUAUAUUCAAAAGUGCUCGUCUUUUGAAAACAUAAUGGUCUUUUUCUCAGCGUUCAACUAAAUGGAUAGAAAUGAUCAAGGUGUUUAAGCUAUCGUGCCCAUAUUUACAAUCUUUGUUAAAAUUUAUUUAAUCUUUCGAAGUUAUUGUAGAGGAUUAUUAAGAUUGCGUGAAAACAAGUUUUCAUGAUCACGAUUCAAAAUAUCACUCUUCGAAUCUUUAUGUUGUAUGCCUUUAAUAUCUACCACACAUUUAAUAUGUUAAACUUGCACUGAGUAUAUCGUUACACUAGAUGAACGUCCACUGCUUCCACGUUUUUCAUAGUGGUCUAGCUUUAAUUGACUCAUGAACUCAACUACUAAAUUACUACAAUCUC
This is a messenger RNA of Schistosoma haematobium, 6851 nucleotides long. RefSeq names its product Histone-lysine N-methyltransferase NSD3. Bases 498 to 6068 code for a protein of 1856 amino acids. Gene Ontology annotation, cellular component: chromatin; nucleus. Gene Ontology annotation, molecular function: protein binding; histone H3K36 methyltransferase activity. Gene Ontology annotation, biological process: regulation of DNA-templated transcription. The record is from RefSeq and is a predicted model, not a curated record. NCBI's taxonomy places the organism in Eukaryota, Metazoa, Platyhelminthes, Trematoda, Strigeidida, Schistosomatidae. The transcript is spliced from 19 exons.